UACAUCCUGGUUCUCAGAGCGCAUGUGCUUGUCUUUACACAUGUGGUGAACGUUUAUGUUGCGUUUAACGUAGUUUAAAGUUAUAGUUAUUAGAAAUAGCGCUCCAAAAACAUAACUUAAGAUAUUCGUUUUUAUAUAUAUAGUAGCCCUUUCGAUCUUAGCUUUCAGAAACAGUCCUCCGUGAAGCAUUUCGCCGAGAGGGCCGGAGAAACAAAACCCGCGAUGUAUUAUCAGACUGAUGCCCAAGUGAACCCGAAGGCCUACCCGCUGGCUGACGCCACGCUGACUAAAACUAUCCUGGACUUGGUGCUGCAGGCUGCUAACUACAAGCAGCUGAGGAAGGGAGCUAAUGAAGCUACAAAAACAUUAAACAGGGGCAUCGCAGAGUUCAUUGUGAUGGCUGCUGAUGCCGAACCACUGGAGAUCAUCCUCCACCUCCCGUUGCUCUGCGAGGACAAGAACGUCCCAUAUGUGUUUGUCCGCUCCAAGCAGGCCCUGGGGCGGGCGUGCGGUGUGUCCCGGCCCGUCAUCGCCACCUCGGUCACCAUAAAGGAAGGCUCUCAGCUCAAACCACAGAUCCAGUCUGUUCAAACAGCGAUUGAGAGACUGCUUGUGUGAUUACUGUUGCUCUGGUCUCUGUUGAGAAAGGAGAACCAAGACUUAAACAUCCUAUCUUCUGUUUUUGGACAAACUGUUCAUAUGCAUUAGCAGCAAGUUACUUUUUUAUUUUUAGGGCAGUGUGACUACAUCAUUGUACUAGUUUGCAAGUUACCUGAUUUGUAAUAAAACAUUAAUUGAAACGUUA
Molecule: messenger RNA, 805 nt
Organism: Thalassophryne amazonica
Lineage: Eukaryota; Metazoa; Chordata; Actinopteri; Batrachoidiformes; Batrachoididae
Product: NHP2-like protein 1
Exons: 3
Coding region: 223-618 (131 amino acids)
Biological process (GO): maturation of SSU-rRNA; ribosome biogenesis; mRNA splicing, via spliceosome
Cellular component (GO): U4/U6 x U5 tri-snRNP complex; box C/D methylation guide snoRNP complex; small-subunit processome
Molecular function (GO): RNA binding
Source: RefSeq, a predicted model, not a curated record